AACGUAAUCUCUACGAUUGAUUACGUGCGUAUAAAAUUGAUGUCCUGUUAUUUCUACCUCAAUUGCCAAAAUGAAGUUUUCAGUGCUUGCAAGUUUGGUCCUUUUAUAUUCUUGCUGUACAAUUGCAGGUGCGGCUAUAAUAACUAGGGCAAGUGAAGAAGAUGUGACCUAUGUGUUCUACAGUAGAUCCGUUUUUGAUGGAAUAGAAGUCACCAUUAAAGAAGUAGAUGACGUUGAGCAUAUUAAGACUGUGUUUGAUCCCGAGCAUCCCACAAUUGUUCUUAUUCAUGGUUGGAAAGACGGCUAUGCUGCUAAUUCAAACACUUACAUCAGAAGUGCCAUUUUAUCCCACUUGGAUGCAAACGUGAUUAAAGUCGACUGGAGUAAACUUGCCGGAAAAAUAUAUUUGGUUGCUAAAAAUGCUGUUCCAUCUGUCGGUAAAUACGCUGCACAUUUUCUUCAAGAACUAACAGAGGAAUUUGAUUAUUCUUUGAAGAACGUCACCCUAGUAGGCUUUUCCUUGGGUGCCCAUGUUGCAGGAAACAUUGGUAAAACCUUAAAAGGCGAGUUUCCACUGAUUAUUGGUCUUGAUCCAGCGGGUCCUUUGAUCAGCUCAAAAAAUAAGGCCUACUCUCUGUGUACUGAUGAUGCUGAUUAUGUCGAAAUCAUUCACAGUGAUGCUGGAAGUGCAGGCAUGAAGGAUGCUAUUGGACACAGCGACUUUUAUCCAAACGGAGGAAAAAAUCAACCUGGGUGCAGUGGAGUUGGAUGCAGUCAUAAUAGAGCUUGGGAAUACUACGCUGAGUCUAUUACUGAUAAUAAAUUUGUUGCUCAAAAUUGUAAUAGUUAUAGAGAUUUUACUAAGAAGAGGUGUGAAGGAUCGUAUGCUUACAUGGGAGGAUUUACCGUGGAUAAAACGGUUAGCGGAGUCUAUUAUUUAGAUACUAAUUCUGAGGCACCAUAUGGACAAGGCUAAUUAGAAAAUGUGUGUGUAUACAACAAUCACUAAAAAUGUUCUAUUUUGAAAGAAAUAAAUAUUUUUACAAGCUGA
Molecule: messenger RNA, 1051 nt
Organism: Sitophilus oryzae (rice weevil)
Lineage: Eukaryota; Metazoa; Arthropoda; Insecta; Coleoptera; Curculionidae
Product: probable phospholipase A1 magnifin
Exons: 3
Coding region: 71-976 (301 amino acids)
Biological process (GO): lipid metabolic process
Molecular function (GO): lipase activity
Source: RefSeq, a predicted model, not a curated record